Darwinula stevensoni is the source of this 2046-nucleotide messenger RNA. Lineage: Eukaryota; Metazoa; Arthropoda; Ostracoda; Podocopida; Darwinulidae. The record is from the annotation of a GenBank genome assembly.
UUUUUUUUUUUUAGCUUGUGAUGUGAUCCAGGCCCAUGUCUUGGAACCAGUCCACAGCAAAUUUGGAAAAAGAAUCCAGAAAUGUCUGGAGAACGAUGGACAACAUAUAGAACACAUAUUGCAACAUUUAGUGCAAUAAACACAUAAUGAGCUCAGUUCCCUUUGUAUCCAGACUUUUGACUCACCCUGCAUGUGAUAUGGAAGGGACAUUUUUAUGUUUAAUCUCAUCCUUUCCAAGUUAGGAAUUUUCCAGCUCUCUCUUAGCUUAAUGAUCUUUCUGCUUGAGGAAAAGUAACAUAAAAAAUGGAAGUGACAUUUUCUUCUUGUUUUCCAAUUGGUGGACAUGGUAGGGAGUAGCCUAAGCACAUAGGAUGAAUUAUCAGGUUCUUUGGGGGCUUACCACUGACGUAUUUAUUUUCUUAUUUCAAAAAUGUUUUAUUAUUAUUAUUCUCCUUUCACUUGUGUGAGCUGUUAUAUUUUGAUGUGCCAUCCCUUUUUCCAUGUUUCUGAUACAGGUUCCAUCUUUUCCUGAUUUCUUAAUUGUGUAAUCUUUUGUGUCCCUUGUUUUAGUUUUCAUUUCUUCUCCCUUUUUUUCUCUUAACCUUCCUACAUUUAAAUACAGAAGCAUAAUUAGGCAGAAGUACAGCAUUCAAUUUUUGUACAAUUGCAAUUUGUGUCUUCAGGUUUAAUCAUUCUAGGGAUGCAAGGCCUUGCUUGCAGGAUAAGCCUGAGGCCUUUGAUUAGCACUGGGCAGGAGUGGACAAAGACCCUUCAGUGGAAGCUGUGUGAUAGCUCAGGUAGGGUCUUAGGCCCAGGACAUGGAGAGUCUAGGCUAUUCUCAUCAACUUCAUCCCAAGCAAAGGAAAAGAAACCACCUCCAAGAAGAGCUAUCCUCUAUGUGCCAGGAAAUGAUGAAAGGAAGAUCAAGAAAGUUGCAUCUAUUGGUGCAGAUUGUAUUGUUCUAGACUGUGAAGAUGGGGUAGCUGCCAACAAGAAGGAUGCUGCUCAGGAGAUGAUCCAUGAAGUAUUGAAUACAGGCUUGCAUGGAUCCUUUGGGAGGUCAGAGUGUUGUGUCCGCACAAACUCAGUUGAUAGUGGAUUGUGUGAAGAGGACCUGAAGGCAGCUCUUACUGCUUCCCACCUUCCUCAUAGCCUCAUGCUGCCCAAGGUUAAUGAGGCUGAUGAACUCAAAUGGUAUGAUGACAGGGUAUCAAAAGCCCUUGCUGGAAGAGGAGAUUCAAAGAAGCAAAAACUACUGCCAUUGAUUUGGAUGGCUGAGUCAGCUAAAUCUGUGAUGGACUUGCCAGAGCUGGCUCACGUUGCAGAGAAUCUUUCCAGUCUGGAAUCUCAAUGCAUUGUGUUUGGCUCUGAUGACUUCUGUGCUGACAUUGGUGCCGUGAGGACCCAUGAUGCUUCAGAACUCCUUUAUGCUCGACAGCGUGUGGUUGUCAUCUGCAAGGCAUUCAGGCUGCAAGCUAUUGAUCUCGUGUAUAUUGACUAUAAAAACCUGGAGGGAUGUCGAAGGCAGUCAUUGGAGGGUGCAUCAAUGGGAUUUACAGGGAAGCAGGCCAUCCACCCAUCACAAAUCCCCAUCAUUCAUGAUGCUUUUUCACCUUCAGAAGACAAGAUCCAGUGGGCUACCAGACUCAUUCAGGAGUUUCAGCGGAAUCAGGAACUUGGAAAGGGAGCAUUUGUGUUUGACGGGAAGAUGAUCGACAUGCCCUUGCUCCUCCAGGCUAAGGGUAUUAUUCAUCUUGCAGAAGGCAUCAAGACAUGACUUGUUGUCCCAGUUCAUAUCAUCCCCCAAUGGAUGCUCUUCAUUAAAAAAAAUAUAGAAACCUGAACUGUGAAAAAUGGUGCUCAGUAUGCUUCCUGCAGAUUGAUGUAAUGUACAAGAAUAGACAGUGUGAUAUGGCAUAUUUUAAGUGCAAAUAAAUUUGCCCCAGACUCUCAUCUCUGGCUAAUGCCCACUUUCCACCAAUGAUGCACUCUGAUAUGGCUUUCAAACUUGUGUGUCCUUAUGAACUCUUGACCAGUUAAUACCAC